This is a messenger RNA of Aphis gossypii (cotton aphid), 2586 nucleotides long. RefSeq names its product Kv channel-interacting protein 1-like. The coding region runs from base 529 to 1485 and encodes 318 amino acids. Gene Ontology annotation, molecular function: calcium ion binding. The transcript has 10 exons. The record is from RefSeq and is a predicted model, not a curated record. NCBI's taxonomy places the organism in Eukaryota, Metazoa, Arthropoda, Insecta, Hemiptera, Aphididae.
UCGGCAGUAGCGCCAUGACGCACCACCGGGUCGGAUGUUAGAGCAGCUCGGAGCGCUCUCAGGUUAGAAGAGAUUAUACUCUCGCGUUUCGCGCCGACCACGAGUGUACAUUUAGCGGUAAUGCGAUUCGUGACGGUCGAAUAAUAUUUGACACAAUAAUAUUAUCAUAAUUAUAACGUUAAUGCAUCGGAAAGGAGCAGACACCCGAUCGUGACGUUUUGACGGUUGCUGUAGCGAGAGUUCGUAGUAGUGUGAGAGUAUUGUUACGCGGACCCUGCAGAUCUUAUGCAUUAUUUCAUCUAAUCUUCAAUAAUAAAAGAUAUACAUGGUUUGAAUUUCAGAUUACAAGAAAUUAACGUGAAAUAAACACACUCUCAAAAAUAAAGGUCAGUUUGAUCGUGAUCGACUGAUUGCUUUUUGAAGAAUUUGCUGUGAUAGUUCAAACCACCUACAUAACAAGUAGGUCGUGUACAAUGAACGAAUGAAUUGGUCGCGGCGGACGACUACUACUACGUCAGCGGUACCAUCAUGUACAGCGUGGUAGCGCAUCAAAAUUACGGCCGGGAACGGCGGGACAACCGGCAACAGACGCAACAGCACCAGCACGGGUCGACGUCGCAACAGCACCACCACCAUCAUCACCACCACAGUCACCAUCACAAUCAGAACCAUCAUCACGGUCAGCAAGCGGGUGGAACAGGCUCCGAUGGCUGCGGCGGUGGAGGGGGUGGCGUAGGAACUAGUGGCGGCUCAUGUGGUGACGGUUCAUCGCGACAACAGGCUCAACAACACCACCAUCAUCCGGACGGCAGGAAACGGUCGCAGAGACAUCGGAAUCUGUCGAUAACCGGACGUUUCCUCAACUAUAUCAAGCGCAGGUUCAACCCAGCACAAGAAGAAGAUAUUGAUGAGUUCAAUAUACAUGUAUCAAGGUACAGACCAGAGGAGUUAACAAAGCUCACAAAAAUCACCAAGUUCAAUAAAAAAGAAAUUCAACUAAUUUAUAGAGGUUUUAAACAGGAAUGUCCUACUGGUAUGGUAGAUGAAGAUUCAUUCAAACAUAUAUUCUCACAAUUUUUUCCUCAAGGUGAUGCCUCACAAUAUGCCCAAUAUGUGUUCAAUACAAUCAAGAGAAAUCAAACUGGAAAAAUUAGUUUCGAGGAUUUUUUGGCCAUAUUGUCCAAAGUUUCUCGAGGAAGUGUUCAGGAGAAACUUCAUUGGAUUUUUGGCUUAUACGAUCUCAAUAAAGACGGAGUUAUAACAAAAAAAGAAAUGCAAGACGUAGUACAUUCCAUUUAUAGUAUGCUAGGGAGACAUACUGACCCACAUGUAGACGAUCAAUCUGCAAAAGACCAUGUUGACCGAAUUUUUCAUUUAAUUGACAAAAAUAAUGACGGUAACGUGACCUUAGAUGAGUUGAUCGAAUGGUGCAGCCGAGACGAAGGAAUACUUCAGUCGCUAGACACGUUGGACACUGUUUUGUGAAACGAACCACGCUCGUCCGACGUCCCACGCGUAGGCAUGAGAGAUCGGGCGAGCUUAUUCAAUUGGUAGACACACGAAAUUAACUUAUGUGGUGACGAGAAAGAAUUAAAUUUAAAAAAAACAAUACACACAAUCGAAAAACUCCGCUAGAUGCCUGAUGCAGCGAUCAUCAUUUUUGACUUAUUUAAAGGAAAAACUUGUCAGCGUAACUUGUUAAUAAAAUGUUGUCAAAUCUCCAAAUAUUAACACUACUGUCUACACAUACUCAUUAUAAUAUUACGCAGUUAAAAUAUUGAUGAAUAAGGAGAAUGUCGCUAUCACAAUUAUUUCAAUACGUAAUACGUAAAAUAAAUAAUAAUAGACCCUAAAUUCUCGAUGCAAUUUUAAAUAGGUUAUAAAACCUUAUAUUAUGAAUUUAUGAAUGAACUGCAGUUUGGCUAUAAAAUGAGUAAUGUUUGCAAAGAGCUAUUUUAUUAUUGUGCCUAAGUUGUAGAAAGAGACAAAAAAAUAUUAUGCUACACGCUGACGUUAUAUUUUUAACAAUGAUUGCUGCACGGCCGUCGAUCGGAUAUAAUAUAUGAUAUACGCGGGCCGGAAACAAUUGCAUCGUUAUAAUAAACAAUAAUAAAUAAUAAUGUAUUGUACCAACUAUGCCAAACACUACCGCCGGAAACGCAUCUAUCUGUAUAUCCAAUACCGCAUCUAACCAUAUUGGUUUACUAUUAUUGUUUUAUAGUUUUUCGCGCCUAAACACAACACAUAAUAUAAGAACCUAUAAUUGGCUUGAACCGAAAUAUAAUUAUGUAUUUUUAUCGAUUUUUAGAAUUUAAUAAUAUUUAUUAAAUAAGAUAAAAAAAAAAUGUUUUUAAAUAUAUAUUUCGUUCGCAGUAAAUAAUGUAGUUGUACAAUAUGAUAUUUAUAUUGUAAUUGUGAAGUUACUAUUACUUAAUAUUAAAAUAAUUCUGUUUGCUACAGGGUAAUCUAAAAAUAGUGUCCAAUUUUUCUUCCUAUUGGAUACAAUAUUUUCACGUUAUAAAUAAUUAUAAUUUAUUGUAUAUUAAAAUCGAACAAACGAUAAUUUAGUACCUAAUUCUUCAACUA